GAGGACCUUCGUGUGGAUGGUCGUGGCUGUGAAGACUACAGAUGUGCAGAAGUAGAAACGGAUGUUGUAUCAAACACAAGUGGAUCUGCAAGAGUAAAGCUGGGACACACUGAUAUCUUGGUAGGUGUAAAAGCUGAAAUGGGGACACCAAAGUUGGAGAAGCCAGAUGAAGGUUACCUGGAAUUCUUUGUUGACUGUUCUGCAAAUGCUACUCCUGAAUUUGAAGGCCGGGGCGGCGAAGAACUUGGCACAGAGAUAGCAAAUACACUCUACAGAGUAUUUAGCAGCGAGACCAGUGUAGACUUGAAAUCACUUUGUAUUAAUCCCAGAGAGCACUGCUGGAUUCUCUAUGUUGAUGUAUUGUUAUUGGAAUGUGGUGGGAACCUCUUUGAUGCAAUCUCUAUCGCAGUGAAGGCAGCUCUCUUUAACACAAGAAUACCCAAAGUGCGUGUUCUGGAGGAUGAAGAAGGCACUAAAGAGAUUGAGCUGUCUGAUGACCCUUAUGAUUGUAUUCGACUCAACGUGGAUGAUGUGCCCUGCAUCGUCACACUAAGCAAAAUUGGAUAUAGGCAUGUGGUGGAUGCUACCCUUCAGGAAGAAGCCUGUUCUUUGGCCAGCCUGCUUAUUUCUGUGACCAGUAAAGGUGCCCUCACUUCUAUGAAGAAAGUGGGGAAAGGUAGCCUUGAUCCUGAGAGUAUUUUUGAAAUGAUGGAGACGGGAAAAAGAGUAGGCAAGUCAUUGCACAUAGCCCUUCAGAAGAUUUUGGAUGAAGAAGAGAGUUUGGGGACCUCACGGCAGAAAGUUGGAUUUCUAGGAUGAGUUUUUAUUAAAUGUUCAAAACUGUUUUUAAUUGAUUGUGCAGUCUUGUCCGUUUGUAUAUAGAAAAAGGAUACUUUUUGUUCCCAUACCUUUAUCCUUCUGGCUAAGAGGCUUUUAAAAUGUUACUAAGCAUGAAGCUAGCUGGAGUUAAAUGCAAAUAAGCAAAUUUGAGAUGCUUCCCAUAUGGGUAACUGUCCACACCUAGGAAGCGCACCAGCAGCAAUUGAUGCAAUUGCCUGGGAAGUGCUUGAGACUGUUUUCAAGAGUGACUGGUGUAUAUCCCACUGAAUUCUGUUUGCGUGUGUUCCGCUUCUGCAGACCAGCUGCUGUGUUCUGGAGCAUAUAUGAGGCUGUCUUCAGUGCAGCACAAAUGAGAACAGCACUUUGUGGAAUUCUUCCUUCAAAUUAUCUUACUUUCCUUUGAAUAAAAUGUGGUUAGAUUUUGCUAU
This is a messenger RNA of Pelecanus crispus (Dalmatian pelican), 1268 nucleotides long. NCBI's taxonomy places the organism in Eukaryota, Metazoa, Chordata, Aves, Pelecaniformes, Pelecanidae. The record is from RefSeq and is a predicted model, not a curated record.